CAGAGGGCGGCUGAGUUACCGCCCCGCUACACCCAUAUGAUAAAGAGUCCUGAUGGACUGACUAACACAUGAGUGUGAGCAGCAUAUUCAGGAAGCAGCAGCCACAGUCAUGGACACUAAUGGACUAAAGAAUUUGAAUAUUGAUCCAGAGAAGCUGUUCACCAAGCUUGAGCGGAUCGGAAAGGGAUCGUUUGGAGAGGUCUUCAAAGGCAUUGACAAUCGCACGCAACAGGUCAUUGCUAUAAAGAUCAUUGACCUGGAGGAGGCUGAAGAUGAAGUGGAGGACAUCCAACAGGAGAUUACAGUCCUCAGCCAGUGUGACAGCCCCUUCAUCACUAAAUACUAUGGCUCUUACCUGAAGGACACAAAACUAUGGAUCAUCAUGGAAUAUUUAGGAGGGGGCUCAGCUCUGGAUUUGCUGGGACCUGGAGCUCUUGAUGAGUCUCAUAUUGCCACCAUCCUUCGAGAGAUCCUGAAGGGUCUGGAUUACCUACAUUCGGAGAAGAAAAUUCACAGAGAUAUUAAAGCUGCUAACGUCCUGUUGUCAGAGCAGGGUGAUGUGAAGCUAGCUGAUUUUGGUGUGGCUGGGCAGCUCACAGACACACAGAUCAAGAGGAACACGUUUGUGGGCACUCCGUUCUGGAUGGCACCAGAGGUCAUUAAACAGUCAGAGUAUGACUCAAAGGCAGAUAUUUGGUCAUUGGGCAUAACUGCAAUUGAGCUGGCAAAAGGAGAGCCACCCCACUCUGAUCUUCACCCCAUGAAGGUGUUAUUUCUCAUCCCUAAGGAAAAUUCACCCACACUGGAAGGAAACUACAAUAAAGCUCUCAAAGAGUUUGUAGAUGCGUGUCUCAAUAAAGACCCCAACUUUAGGCCAACAGCUAAAGAGCUUUUGAAACACAAAUUUAUUCGAUAUGCCAAGAAACCAUCAUACCUGACAGAUCUCAUAGACAAGUACAAGAGAUGGAAAGUCAAACAGGCCCGUGACGAGUCCAGCUCGGAUUCAGACUCAGAUGAUGGUGAAGCAUCUGGAGAGUCUGUGGAUGAUGACUGGAUCUUCAACACUAUCAAUGACAAAGAGCCCAAACCGAAACAAAAUGGAGUCAUAAAUAAAGAAGAACCCAAACGCAAAGAGGUUCCAAAAAAGUCUCCGUCCAAGUGCAUGUCUUCUAUUAUGUCCCCAUUGUUUGCAGAGCUGAAGCAGAAGCGAAGUGUUUAUAAGCCGGCAGUGUUAGAGGAGCUGAAGCAGGCCAUGCUCCUGGCUGAAGAGACGUGUCCCGGGAUCACUGACUCUAUGGUGACGGGGUUGGUUCAGAGGUUAAAGAGGUUUUCGUCUCAUCACUGACUGACUCUGCGUGAAGACUCUUUCUCUGUGGGUGUGACGUUUGACUCACAGUGCACUUCAACACGCACACAGCUGAAUGUUUCUUAAGAAUAAUGUUGUAGCAUAGUGUGUGUAUUACAUGUUGUUAUUAUGCUGGGAUUCUGAUUAAGCCAUUUAUAUUCUCAGGUACUUCCUGUGUGAUGAAUGUGGACUGGAUUUGUUUAUCAACCCUGUAGAAUCAUGUGAUAACUGAAGCUUUCCUUUGUGCUGAUAUUUCCUAUAGAGUGCUGCAGUGAUGACGUAUUUUUGUUGGUCAACCCGUUGUCAGCAUCACCCUGGUUCUCUUGACAAAUACCCAAUAGGUUUUUCCAUUGGCUUUUGGAUUAUUACAGAAAAUAAGCUCUGUGACAAACAAGUUUAUGAUUCUUACACAUUUUGUUCUUGAUCAUCUUCAAAAUGAUUGCAACGCUUAUGAAUUCUGAAGUCUAAAUACAAUCGCAAAGUGCAACCAUAAACUACACCAUGAUCACAACUUCAACAUCACUACAAUUAAGCAUCUGACAACUCUUUCAGUCUUUAUUUAAAAAAAAAAACAUUUCCCCUGAAAGUUUGAGUUAGAAAACACAGUACACGAGGCUGUGAAAGUGGACUAGUGAGUAGAUGAGUUUCCCUGUUCGCCGUGAUGUUUAAUGUCCCCAACAACCUCUGCUGUCCCAUUUAGAUACAUGUUAGCAAACACACUUUACCAGACAAAUAAAAGCUUUAAAAUAAAAAACACAAGGGAAAAAUAUCCUUAGCUUGAAAUCAUAUUGGAAAAAACUCAUAAAACAAACAUCAACUUCAGAACAAUGGAAACUGAAGUGCUAAAACGCUACCUUGAUUGCAGGUUUUGGCCUACAAAAAUAUGUCAUUCUCAUCAGCUCUCUGUUGAAACAGGAUCUUGGUGUGGGUCGGGAUAUAUAAAAUUGUCCUUUUUUAUUUAAAAAUCCAGUUGCCUUUUACAUCACAGCCACAACUCAUGCUACUUGCUAUUGCUAGUGAGAGGCAGGUGAUAUCAGGGGGAGGGGCUUCUCAUUCUAAAGAGCAUUUGAUUGGACUAAACUGGAUAAACCUGAAAUGAGUGGCCAUUUCCAGUGCAAAAUGAAUACUCACUAAUUCCUGGAAGAGAGUGUAAAUAUUUGAUUUUAUUUAUCUGUUAAAAAUAAAACUGUCACCAUAGCCUACUGAAGCACGGAAACAUGAACUAAAAGCUAGAAAUGAUGUUCUUAAGGGGUUUGUCUGUACAUCUGCUUUUUUUUUUUUUUUUUU
Messenger RNA from Megalobrama amblycephala (Wuchang bream), 2632 nucleotides. RefSeq names its product serine/threonine kinase 24a (STE20 homolog, yeast) (gene stk24a). Bases 110 to 1345 code for a protein of 411 amino acids. NCBI's taxonomy places the organism in Eukaryota, Metazoa, Chordata, Actinopteri, Cypriniformes, Xenocyprididae. The record is from RefSeq and is a predicted model, not a curated record. The transcript has 11 exons. Gene Ontology annotation, biological process: protein phosphorylation. Gene Ontology annotation, molecular function: ATP binding; protein kinase activity.